This is a messenger RNA of Symbiodinium sp. CCMP2592, 1731 nucleotides long. NCBI's taxonomy places the organism in Eukaryota, Dinophyceae, Suessiales, Symbiodiniaceae. The record is from the annotation of a GenBank genome assembly.
AUGCGCGCGGAAGACGAAGAAGGAGACGCGGCCUUCAAGCCGGGAUACUCAACGUCAUCCUUGUCGACGGCGGCCACAGACGGGGCGCUGGCAAAGCAUGAAUCACAAUGGGGGAUCAGCGGCUUCUUUCGUGUGCUUUGCGACGCAUUCGGAUGGAGGCUACUUCUGAUGCUUACGUUGACCGAGGCGGGUUUGAAGGGCUUCGCCGCGGGCGGUGGCAAUGGCGGCCUAAUUGGCCUGCCUAUCGAAUAUCUCCUAAAGGAGUUCCACGUUAGCGCCGGGAACAUCCAGAUCUACAGGUCGGCUGUGAGCGUGCCAUGGUCCAUCAAGCCGCUAUUGGGACUGAUAUCGGACGCCGUCCCCAUCUUCGGAUACCAUCGUGUUCCAUACUUCUUCUUCGUUACCACUGCAGGCACAAUUUCCUGCCUGUUGAUCGCCUUGUACAGCGAUCUCACGUUGACUAUGCUGCUCAUCCUUUUGUUUUUCGUUUUCCUGAUGGUCGCGUGGAGCGACCUCCUGACCGAAGCCGUCUACUCGGUCGUUCUGCGAGAGAAGCCGGAGCAUGGGCCCAGCCUGAUCUCCUAUGUCUGGGGCGGCAUUAGCUGUGGCCGGCUUCUGGCACUCUUAGCUGUCGGAGAGGUGAUGACGCAUUUCGGCAACCGCACCUCGUACUUGAUCGCAACGCCCAUGGCCGUCUUGUCUCUGCUGGUCCCACUGAUGAAUCUUCCCCAGGAAACCCGGUCGAGAGCCAAGUGUGGAGCCAAGCUGAGUGGUUCUGAGCUGCCGCUGGCAAUUGUCGCCUUCAUCACGGGCUGCGGAACUCUGGGCCUGGCUUUGCUUUCCAUCUUCGGAGGGAGCCUUCAAACAAAGGUCUUUGCUGCGGCAUGUUUGGCUGUGUUGGCCCUGGGCCUGGUCUCCUGCGCGCUCUCCCCCAUCAUCGCGAAGAUGAAUGCGUUCUUCUUCAUCCAGAACAUCUGCUCCUUCGGCAUCGGAGGUGCGCAGUUCUACUUCUUCACUGAUGGUCCGGAGUCAUAUCCGGAAGGACCACACCUUUCGAAGGUCUUCUACACCAGCGCGAUUGGCAUGGUGUCGACCGUCUUCUCUCUGGUGGGCAUGGUCAUCUACAACCGUUGGAUGCAGCGUUGGAGCUACCCACACAUCCUCAUGUUUGGCAACAUCCUCACCGCCGUCUGCAACUUGCUCAACUGCUUGGUCUUCUCACGCUGGAACUUGAAGUUGGGUAUCAACGAUCAUGUCUUCGUCCUCGGGUCGGAUGCGAUUCAGAAUGUGGUGCAAGAGAUCGCGUGGCUGCCGACCAUGCUCCUCAUCUCGCAGCUGUGCCCCAAGGGCUGUGAAGCCACAAUGUUUGCGUUGCUGGCGGGCAUGUCGAACCUGGGCGCAUCGCUGGGCUCAUACUUCGGUGCCUACAUUUUGGUGCUGCUAGGCGUCCAGCCGACGGGCGAAGCGAACGAGUCGGCCGAGUUCGACAACCUUUGGAUUGCAUCAGUUGUCUCUUCGGUCGGCCCCUGCAUUCCCUUGGCUUUGGUAUAUCAGCUCAUCCCGAACGUCGGGCAGAAAGAUACGGUGCCAGGGCUCGCGAGCUCCACGCAGGGCUCCCCUUUGAACAAUCUGCUCGUACGAUGGGGCUGGAUGGAGGAUGAGUCGAGCUCCGAAGAAGUCGAGAUGCAGAAUGUCCUUGGGAAGGGCGACGACAGCGACGAUGAUCGAUGA